AUGGCAUCCACCGUCGCCUCCGCCAUCCGCCCAAGUCUGCGCGAAGCGUCCUCACGCCAUCAAUCCGGCAGCCCUCAUACGCCUACCGGCCGUUUUGUCUCCUCCGCCCAAUCUUCCCCGGGCUCGUACUCUUUUCGCGCCGAAGAGGAUCCUAUCAUUAUCGAACUAGACCCUCGUGGCCUCAGGGCCGGCUUUCAGGGCGAAAGUGGCCCCCAGUGUUUCAUACCCUUCACCUCCCAGAGUUCCAGACGAGUGGGAGACUAUCGCUCGUUUCUGCCAGGGUUCAGAAGACGCAGGCAAGAUCUGGCAUCGAAGAGUAAAGAGUAUGAGCUGUGGAGAAAUGAUUUGAGAGAUGUCGACUUGGGUCUGCUGGAAGAUAAGCUGGAACGGGCAGUCCGAGAAGCGUACAACAAAUAUCUGUUGGUGGAUGCGGGCACGGCACGCUUGGUGCUGGUCUUGCCUUCGUUAGUACCUCAUCCAGUAUUGUCGACAGCGUUGACUCUGCUAUUCGAGCGCUGGAAGUAUUCUACGAUCACUCUGUUACCCGCACCAACCAUGUGCGUCGUUGGGGCGGGUUUGCGAUCGGGUCUCGUUGUGGAGGUGGGUUGGGAAGAGACGGUGAUCACGGCAAUCUACGAGUAUCGCGAAAUACAUGUCUGCCGGAGUGUUCGCGCCAUGAAGGCUUUGACCAUGAAGAUUGGAGCACUGUUAGAGGAUGUCAGAAAGGAACAGGACGAGUCAAUCCGUGAUUCUCUCGUGCUGGAUUUUGACUUCGUCGAGGAGUUUGUGGAUCGUGCUGGUGCCUGUCAUGCAUUAUUUCCAAUUGCGAAAGAUGAUCUUUCAGAAAGGGCAAAGGCAUUGAAUCUUGAGGACCAAGGACAUACCGAUGUCUCCGGCGGUGACACGGCAAGCAUGGUGAUCGACUGGCCAACGCAUACGACGUCUCGCCCCAUCACAGUCUCCAGACAGGCAUUGCAUGAAGCAUCUCUCGACACCCUAGUUACACCAAAGACCGAAGAACACCGGGACGAUCAUGAACAAUCCAUUAGUCAACUUCUGUACACAACCCUUCUUGCCUUGUCAUCGGAUGUUCGCGGUAUUUGUAUGUCAAGGAUCAUCUUCUUAGGCAGGGGUUCAGCUAUGGCGGGUUUGUCACAACAGGCCCUAGACACGACCAAUGCCAUCAUCUGCGAGCACGGAUGGACGCCUGUCCGAGGGAAGCAUACGAAGGUCAAGCGGACCGGCCUUGCAGAGCUUGCUCAAGCGAGAGCGGUUCCCCCUGAUGCUCGACAUGACAUCAACCCUCCGGGAGCUGAUGACUUUGUCGAGGCACGGCUCUUCAAGCAGAAAUCAAGGGAUGCGCACCAACGUGUUGCUCCCGUCCUGCAGCAGGUCGAAUCUCUUGGACCUUGGACUGGUGCGAGCCUUGUUGCCAGUUUGAAGGCGAAAUCCUUUGUCGAAAUCGAGAGGGAGAGAUUCCUCUCUCACGGACUGGCUGGGGCACAUCGUGAUCUAGAUCCUGGUGCUCUUCAACAACAGCGCAGCACAGCAACGAAAGGCAGCGAGAGAACGAGUUGGACAUUGGCUGGAUGGGGUUGA
Messenger RNA from Cladophialophora immunda, 1599 nucleotides. RefSeq lists its product as uncharacterized. Bases 1 to 1599 code for a protein of 532 amino acids. Lineage: Eukaryota; Fungi; Ascomycota; Eurotiomycetes; Chaetothyriales; Herpotrichiellaceae. Gene Ontology annotation, biological process: microtubule-based movement. The transcript has a single exon. The record is from RefSeq and is a predicted model, not a curated record.